This is a messenger RNA of Syzygium oleosum, 1555 nucleotides long. Its product is annotated as GDP-mannose 4,6 dehydratase 1-like. Lineage: Eukaryota; Viridiplantae; Streptophyta; Magnoliopsida; Myrtales; Myrtaceae. The record is from RefSeq and is a predicted model, not a curated record. Gene Ontology annotation, molecular function: GDP-mannose 4,6-dehydratase activity. The transcript has 2 exons. Bases 127 to 1428 code for a protein of 433 amino acids. Gene Ontology annotation, biological process: GDP-mannose metabolic process.
CUCCCUCUGCAUCUCCUCAAAACCCUAGAGUCCCACUUCCUUCGAAUCCGCCAUGAGCCAUCCUUCUCUCUCAGGCAUUCCCACGAACAUCUGGCGAGCGGACCCGUUUCGCCAUCCUACGCGACGAUGGCGACCCAGAACGACACGCCCAAAUCCGGAUCCGGAGCCAACGUCGAAGCCCCGCCGCCGCCGCCGCCGCAGCGCCACCGCAAGGUGGCCCUGAUCGCCGGCAUUACCGGCCAGGACGGAUCGUACCUCGCCGAGUUCUUGCUCGACAAAGGGUACGAGGUCCACGGCCUGAUCCGUCGCUCCUCCAACCCUAACACCCGACGAGUCGACCACAUCUAUAUCGACCCCCACAACGCCCACAAGGCCCGGAUGAAGCUUCACGACGCCGAUCUCACCGACGGCUCCUCUCUCCGCCGCUGGAUCGACACGAUCUGCCCCGACGAGGUCUACAGCCUCGCCGACCAGUACGAAGUGGCGGUCUCCUUCGAGAUGCCUGGUUACACCGCCGAUGUGGUCGCCACGGCCGCCCUCCAACUCCUCGAGGCCGUGCGCUCUCACGUCUCCGCUACCGGCCGCAGCCACAUCCGUUACUGCCAGGCUGGGUCUUCGGAGAUGUUCGGAUCGAUUCCGCCGCCGCGGUCUUUUGAAUCCGGGACUCGGGGGGAAUACGGAUGGAUCCCGCUGCCGCUGUCUGAGACAACCCCGUUCUACCCGCGGGCCCCCUACGCCGUGUCCAAGUGCGCCGCGCACUGGUACGCCAUGCACUACCGUGAGGCCUACGGGCUGUUCGUGUGCAACGGGAUCCUGUUCAACCACGAGUCCCCGAGGCGGGGCGAGAACUUCCUGAGCCGGAAGAUCACGAGGGCUGUGGGGCGGAUCAAGAUGGGGCUGCAGAGCACGCUGUUCCUGAGGAAGCUGGAGGCCUCCCUGGACUGGGGGUUCGCUGGGGACUACGUGGAGGCGAUGUGGAAGAUGCUGCAGCAAGAAAAGCCGGACGACUACGUGGUGGCGACGGGGCAGUCGCACACGGUGUGGGACUUCUUGAACGUGGCGUUUGGGUAUGUGGGGCUGAAAUGUUGGAACCAUGUGGUGAUCGAUGAUAGGUAUUUCGGGCCAAGGGAGGUCGACACGUUCAAGGGAGAUGCAAGAAAGGCCGAGAAGGUGUUGGGUUGGAAGCCCAGCGUUGGGUUCGAGAACUUGGUGAAGAUGAUGGUCGACGAGGACAUUGAAUUGGCUAAGAGAGAGAAGGUUUUUGUUGAUGCUGGGUACAUGGAUGUCAGCAACUGUCCUGAGUAUUCGGUCCUUAUGGACGAGGCCACCAGUGGCAGAGACCUUUCGAGGAAGCGACUGAAGCAACUUAAGCGCACAAGGUCGGCGAGAUUACCAAAACGACCGAAAUUGGGGUGGUUCGCAUCAUGAUGAGGACUGGCUGAAACAUAGUUGUAGUGCAGAGAAGAUAAGGUAUAUGAUAAAUGCUUUGCUUGGGAUUCUGGUUAUAUACUAUUUUAACUUAUUUGGAGUAUGUUGCCAUGAUUUACCCGUUCCA